GUUCUUCGAUCAGGAAACAAGACAACCCUUGUUAUCCAGGACUGUGUAAGAACGGUGGCGUAUGUCGUGCUAAAACACCCGAUGAAGGCUAUGGUUAUUACUGUUUGUGUAUUGAAGGUUUCGGAGGAGAUAAUUGUGAAAUACGUACAGGUACACCCAUCGUAAAGAGAAACAGCCCUUGUUUCUCAAGACCAUGCAUGAAUGGAGGCGUUUGUCGAGCUAAAACGCCUGAUGAGGGCUUUGGAUAUUACUGUCUCUGCCCUGAGGGCUUCAGAGGGAAGAAUUGCCAAGAAGGUGGAAGGUAAAGAAUAUGGACACAUCUUGAGAAGCAAAUUAAAGAAAUCUUUGCUCCUUAAUAAAAUUUGUCUUGGAAA
Messenger RNA from Pocillopora damicornis (cauliflower coral), 374 nucleotides. RefSeq lists its product as uncharacterized. Lineage: Eukaryota; Metazoa; Cnidaria; Anthozoa; Scleractinia; Pocilloporidae. The record is from RefSeq and is a predicted model, not a curated record.